AUGGCUUGGCAGUCACCCUCCGCGAACACCGGAUCACACGAUGGAAAUAAUGGCGGGCAAGGCAACAGCGCGGGACCCAACGGCGGAGGUGGUGGUGGGUCACAGCCUAUAGGCACGGAGUACACGCUUCAAGGUGUCAUGAGGUUCCUACAGACGGAAUGGCACAAACACGAGCGGGACCGCAAUUCCUGGGAGAUUGAGCGCGCGGAGAUGAAGGCGCGGAUCGCGAAGCUGGAGGGCGAGAAUAGAGCUGCAAAGAGGCUGCAGCAGGGCCUCAUGACGAGGAUAAAGAUGCUGGAGAGUGCGCUAAAGAAGAAGGGCCCUGCUGCUGCAACUGCUGCUGCUGCGGAGGGUGCGGAGGGGGCCAAGACGGUACCGACUGAGAACUCGGCACACUCGAAGUCACCGCAAUCGGGACUUCAGGCAAACGCACACCUUCUCGGAGACACGUCGGCAGUAUUCAGAGCUGAAGCUGCCAGAAACAAAAGCAGGGCAUAUCUGGAAAAGUGCCUACAGGAGAUUACAUAUCUUCUGACACCCCCGAACCACCCACCCCCGCAACAGCAGCAGCAACAGCAGCAACAACAACAGCAGCAGCAGUCCAAUCUUGACCUUAAUCAGAUGCUCCAGCAGCAUCAGCAACAACAACAGCAGCAGCAACAGCAGCAACAGCAGCAACAGCAGCACCAACAGCAGCAGCAGCAUCAGCAACAGCAGACAUCGCUUCAACAGCAGCUGCUGCAGCAGCCUUCCCAAGCCCCUAACCACCAGUUACCUCAACCUCCUGUUAACCAUGCUGGAAACUUUCAGUCAUUGCCCCGGUCCCGUGCCGGCUCACACCCCCAUCCUCACCCCCAGGCCCAUGAAAUGAGGAGUGACCAGCAACAACAGCAGACCCAGAUGCAGUCUGCUAUACCGGAACCGAUGGUACGAGACCAAUCGGGAGAGAAGCCCAACGCAUUCAAUGCGGGCGCUGAUACCAACCCAUUUACCGCAUCUCUUAACGAGAGCUCUACUUCAUCUGGCCCAAGUGAUGGCGACGGGUGGGAUUUCGAUGAGUCAAGUCUUACCGUUGACUUGGAUGCUUCGAAUGUAGACGAAUUCGAUUUCUCAAGCCAUCACACAGGGAAGCCCACAAACAGCAUGGGCAGAAAGAAGCUUUCUAUAAGACACCGCGUUGAUCCCCAUGCGACUAACAACUCGGAUGCAGGGAGCUUUCAGCCCAAAUUCGUACUGAGAGGCCACUUAGAUGUGGUCCGUGCUAUUAUAUUUACAGGAGGGGGCACGCAGAAUGAGCCAGAGAUCUGUACAGCGGGUGAUGAUGGUGUACUGAAAAGAUGGUACAUUCCCGGCAGCUAUGGCUUAUCACAGGGAGCGUCGGAUAUGGAUAUUCAGAGUCACUUUACCCACCGGGGGCACCAAGGAAUGGUUACUUGCUUAGCCACAUGUCCUCCAGCUGUCGGGGAGCUUGAAAGCGGCCUGAAUGAGGGGGGAUGGAUAUUCUCCGGGGGUCAGGACACUACAGUAAGAGUAUGGGAAUCCAACAUGGUGGGCCCCAAGGCUACUCUUGUUGGCCACACAGACGUUGUAUGGGCGGUUUGCAUACUCCCAGUUUCAUCAUCCAUGGCAGGAUCUACGGAGGAGAGAAUACUACUUGCGAGUGGAUCUGGAGACGGGACAGUGAAGAUCUGGAGCGUAUCACCACCUCCGGCGCCACAAGGCAUGGGUCCGGGGAAUCGUAGAGGUAGUGUCAGAAGCAUUUCUUCUGCGGCCUCUCCCCAUCCAUUCAGCUACUCUCUUAUCUCGACUAUUGUCAGACCGGAUAUUACAGCAAGCCCAACGUGCAUCACACCGUUCUCCGCCUCUGGAGACUCCUUUAUCGUCUCUUAUAACGACGCGGCAGUCAUUAUAUAUGACACUGCAUCGGGUGAAGAGAUCUCGCAAAUGUCUAGCCACGAGACAUAUGAUGGCACCCCCGCCACUGGUGUCAACUGGGUAGUCGCAUCAACCAUCAGUCUUGACAGUGGCGCCGAGAGUGGACGAGAAGAAGAGGAACUCGUUGCGGGAGCGACAGGACCUAAGGGCGGCGUGGCCGGUAUCGUUAUCACAGGACAUGAGGACCGUUACGUGAGAAUUUUCGAUGCGAACAGUGGUCAAUGCACAUACACAAUGCUCGCCCACACCGCGUCAAUCUCAUCGCUUGCACUCUCGCCAGACGGCCGUGAACUCGUCUCUGCGGGCCACGACGCAAGUCUGCGCUUCUGGAGCAUGGAGAAGAGGUCGUGCACACAGGAGAUCCCAUCGCACAGACUGAUGCGGGAGGAGGGCGUAUGUGCCGUUGUGUGGAGCGCGGACGGAAGAUGGGUUGUGAGCGGUGGUGGAGACGGCAUAGUCAAGGUAUUUGCUAGGUAG
Messenger RNA from Morchella sextelata, 2412 nucleotides. RefSeq lists its product as uncharacterized. Lineage: Eukaryota; Fungi; Ascomycota; Pezizomycetes; Pezizales; Morchellaceae. The record is from RefSeq and is a predicted model, not a curated record. The transcript is spliced from 4 exons. Gene Ontology annotation, molecular function: protein binding. The coding region runs from base 1 to 2412 and encodes 803 amino acids.